AUGCUCACAACCAAUAACAUGAAUCCGUCACAACUACGCACCGCAUUCAAGACUCGCAAGACGUCCCAGCGCGUGACAUUUGCUGAAGAUACCAAAACUACGGCAGGCCGCCCUUCGCAUGAGUACUACCGCUCAGGCCCCAACUACGAGCCAGGAGUUUUCGCGGUCUCAGAAGGCUACAAGAUACGAGACACUUCAUUCAUGAGAAACAACCACUUCAACAUUGAACAACUUACUGUCUACAUAGGUUCGGCAGAAGAAGUGAAUUCGACAGCUCGCGACUAUGAAGCUCCUCAGCGAAACGAAGGCGUCGUUCAGCACCAUCCCCGAAGAGGCGAAAUCAUGGACUUUCUUGAACAUGCAUAUGCAACGGAUGAAGAAGGCUUCGACAGCAAACUCGAUGGUGCAGACUGGCUGCUGUUGGUAGACAAGGAUAGCUCGCUAACAGGAGGGGAAUUCUUCAAGAGUUGGGACGCAGAAGAUUUGGACAGUUUCAUUGACGCGGAUGUCCCUGACCCGGGAGUUACGGCUGCAGGUCUCGAGUAUGUCCAAUUCCAGCAGUGGCAAAGAGCUCGCGCACCAACCGCGAACCCAAGGCAUCUUCGCUAUGCAUUGGAGUAUUAUGAGUUCGUCCAUCGAAAUGGCCAAUUUCAGAUCCAGAAAAUGGGACACGUGGCAAACAAAUGCGGUCAUACUCUCCAUCCCUCCGAUACUCGCAACAAAGGCUACUGCCCAAUUUGUGAGGUCAGCAUGUGUUUGUCGUUUCUGGAUGCUAUCCGGCACUCUUUCAGUAUCGCUGGCGGUCCCCGGAUUAGCAUCGGUCCCACGAAACGUGCUUACAGAGACAUACGUGAGGGAUGGCACAUGGCCCGCUUGGAGCUUGAAACGAUCGUAAGCAGUCUUGAUGUUGGCAUCAAGCACGAAGCGCACUGGGAAUCACAAUGGCCGCUCGACACGGCCUCUGCGAAAAGCGCAAACACUUCACUAAAAGCUUCGCAGCUCGCACUCAUGGAGACGAAGUACCCGGCGGCAACACUUCCUGGGCCUUCACAGCACAAGGGCGUCAAGCGCAAACACUCUACCAGCAAGUUGCGCAGGACAGUCUCUUUUGCGCCAGAGAUUACUUGCAGAGCCGAUCCGAAUGUUAUCGACGAACCACAUGCAGUUCGCAUCAGCCAAGAGCCUAUCAACUUUGAGUCCGUUGAUCGCGACUUCAACCGUCGUAGUGACGACUACGAACCUGGCGCUCACGCGGCACCAUCUGGGCAGGUAUGGGCGGAAACCUCCUUCACGACGUACGACACACAGUAUCAAGACUUGACUAACAUGAAAGUGUUUAUGACCGACUCAUUAUCCGAGUUCAGCAAGAUGGGUAAUGACCCCACGGACUAUAUCGAUCUGCAGCAUUACAUUCUCGGUUGUUAUCAUGGCGCCGAUACCAUCGUGGACUAUGUAAAUGACUGGUCGCUUAAAGCAGCAAACCUAAGCCACGACUCUGAAGCUGAGUUGGUAUAUCUCGUGGAAGAGUCGGAUGCUCUUGUUGUGCUGAUCCAAUCAGGUCAAGUGCUCGAUAUUCGCUUCGUCUCAUUUCCGGACGUAGAUGAUGAGGAUCCUAACGAGUCAGAAGUUGUGGACUAUGGCCAGUGGACGUCUUUACGCGAGUGCACUGGAAUUUGGAAGCCGCGCAGUUUCAAAGCUGCUGUCGACGAGACAGAUACGGACUCCUGUUGCCAUCUUUUCAAGCGCCUAAAGAUGUCUUAUGUCGUCACAAGCGCAAGCAUGUGUUUGCGCCUCUUCUGCCUCUUUGCUGCGCCCUCGCACAAUCCUGCUCCGUUGGUCUACAUCAACUCGCUCUUCACCAUGUACCUCAUUUCGCUUUUCCGCCAGUAUCUAUCUGGAUCCGCAGCCAACGGAGUCUUGAUCACAGCAGCCAAUAUUGCACAGGCGAAGGGCACUUUUCCAUUCCCUAGAUUCACGGCCGAUAUUAUCUUUUCCGAGACAGAGACAAAACUUUACCAGUCAUACCUCGUGCAACUCGAUAUAAGAUCCUCCGAGGCGCCCACACCGUAUGCACCAACGCCGUAUGGGUAUAAUGACUUCCUUCUCUGGCAGUCGCCAACACCACCCGGGGCUCAUAGGCCAUGUCAACAUCCACGCCAUCCCUCCAACAAGCUCAAGUUGUUUCACAAACACUGUCCGGAGUGCGUGUGGAAGAUUUAUGCCAGCUAUCUGGACCUGAUCGCCGACCGGUGGAAAGAACAAGGCGGCCCGGCCAGGCCAACUCCAACAAAGCGCAAUGGUUCAAAACUCGACCAAUAUCAGACACUUAAGAAAGCAUGGUGCUACGCAAGACUGGCGAUGGCCAAUCUUGAAAGCAUGUUCGAGUUGAUGCUAGUACAGGAGCGAUUAUGGUGUGAGCGCCAUUCACGUCGAAGCAGCGCAGGAACAGAGUCCGUAAUAAAGGCACUGGAGACAGCACAAAAUUCCGCAUACGGCCCUCCAGAGACAUCGCCAUCUCAUUCACCGCAUGAGCACCCACUGAAUGUUGCGUCGCCUGGCAAAAAGGCAAAGACACGCAAAACCGUCGCCUUUGCCGCAGACACAAAGAAAACUGCAGGUGGCCGCCAAAGAGAAAAGUACCAACGCCAUCACAAGUUAUACCGUCCUGGGAGACAUGCGUGUCCGUCAGCUCUAGGCUGGCUGAACACGUCUUCAAAGAACGAAUGGCGCUCAUCGAUCGCACAGUGCAAGCUUUUCAUCGUUGAAAAGAGCAAAGACAUGGAGGCCGAUAAGCCUGAAUCGAGGAUACGACAAGGUUUGGUGUCACACUACCCGCACCGCAUGGAAGUCAUGGAGUUUCUGCAAAAUCGCCUGGAGAACGAUGAGUUCGUUUCCCGAGAGCAGUACUUGAGAAUGCUGAAUCGAUGCGACGGGGUAGUGGUGCUGAAGCCGCAAGCAGUGAAAGAGCUGGGCGCUGAGGGUGUUGUGAUAGAAGAUGCCAGGCUACUAUUCUUGGUGACGGACGGUCAUGCAGUCAAGUCAAGCGCUUGUUCAGAUCAAGUUCAGAUGGCCGAUGUGGUCACACAAGAACAGCAAUAUCCUGCAGCCGAAGCGGAGCCGCCAGAAGUUGGGAAGGGUAUUAUUGACUGGGUAUCCGUAUCUGAAAGCCUCGAGUCAGAGGAGCAAGAAGCGGUGGAUCGCACACUUCCAGAGGUUGCUCCAUAA
This is a messenger RNA of Parastagonospora nodorum SN15, 3225 nucleotides long. RefSeq lists its product as hypothetical. The record is from RefSeq and is a predicted model, not a curated record. NCBI's taxonomy places the organism in Eukaryota, Fungi, Ascomycota, Dothideomycetes, Pleosporales, Phaeosphaeriaceae. The transcript is spliced from 3 exons. The coding region runs from base 1 to 3225 and encodes 1074 amino acids.